Messenger RNA from Aplysia californica (California sea hare), 2840 nucleotides. RefSeq names its product U3 small nucleolar RNA-interacting protein 2. The record is from RefSeq and is a predicted model, not a curated record. Gene Ontology annotation, molecular function: protein binding; snoRNA binding. Bases 148 to 1599 code for a protein of 483 amino acids. The transcript is spliced from 14 exons. Gene Ontology annotation, cellular component: small-subunit processome. NCBI's taxonomy places the organism in Eukaryota, Metazoa, Mollusca, Gastropoda, Aplysiida, Aplysiidae.
UAAACAGGAAGUGUCAACUUUCGUUCGUCUAUCGACACACUCUCUCCAACUCGUGGGUCUCUCUGAUUUCACUGCGUUCCUUUGUGGUGUGUGUGCUAGAUCAAAUAAGUUUUAUUGAAAGAUUGAGGUUCGAGAGCAACGUAAAGUAUGCCUUUCUUUGUGAAUCCAAAGACAAAGAAAAGAAAAUUUCAAGCAAAGGAUCAGAAAAGCUUAGGGAAAAAGAAAGGCUUGAAAAAUCAAAAGGCUUUGUCUGAGGAGGUUGAAAGUGAUUCUGAUGUUGACAGCAGUAAUGAAGCAACAGAAACUAGAGGAAAAUUCUACAGCUCAGAUGAGGAUGAGGAAGAAACACCACAACAAAAACGUUUGCGUCUUGCCAAAGAGUAUUUGUCUCAGCUAGAGAAUGAAGAGGCAGAAAAUAUUGAAGAUGAGGAUGCUGUUAAACAAGCAGUUUCAAGUCGUUUGCAGCAUGAUAUUUCUGAGCAGGCUGGAAAACUGACAAAAGAAGUUGCAGACACUUGCUCAUGCCCCCGUCCGCAAGAUCUGCGAGUCUUCAGGGGACACAGUUUACCUGUUACAGCUGUUGUGAUAACUCCAGACGACAAAUUUGUGUUCACAGCUAGUAAAGACUGCAAUAUUUGCAAAUGGGAUGUGCAGUCUGGCUUGAAAGUGAAGACUAUCAAAGGUGGUCGGAAAGGUACAGAGGAUGUCCACAUAGGACACACUGACCACAUUCUGUGUCUGGCUAUCUCCUCAGAUGGUAACUUUCUGGCAGCAGGAGACAUGAACAACAUGGUGAAGUUAUGGAACCCACAUGACUGUAGCUUCAUUCAUAAGUUCAGAGGUCACAGAGGACCUGUUACUGGCGUGUCUUUCAGAAAAGGUACCCACACGUUGUUCAGUUGCUCAACGGAUAAAGCGGUGAAAGUCUGGAGUGUUGAUGAACUAGCCUAUGUGGAAACUUUAUAUGGACACAAUUCCCCCAUCACGUGUAUAGACAGUUUGAACAGGGACAGAGCUAUCACGUCCGGGGGCAGUGACAGGUCUAUCCACAUCUGGAAAAUCCCGGAAGAUUCACAGUUACUAUUUUACGGCCAUGAGGGCUCCAUUGAGUGUGUGGCUUUGAUCAACGAAGGGAAUUUCUUCAGUGGUUCGGAAGACAGUUCCCUGUGUCUGUGGAGUGUGUUGAAGAAGAAGCCAUUAGUGACGCGGCAACAUGCCCAUGGCACACCAGCAGGUCAAAACAGUGAGGACUGGAUUUCUGCAGUGGCUGCCUUGCAAUAUUCCGAUCUGGUGGCUUCAGGUUCCAAGGAUGGUUUGGUUCGACUUUGGAAAUGUGGCCCCAAUUUCAAGAGUCUGUCUCCUCUGUUUGAAGUGCCUGUGAAUGGCUUUGUGAACAGUUUGUCCUUUUCAAGCAAUGGAGACUUCUUAGUGGUGGGUGUAGGACAGGAGCACCGUCUGGGGAGAUGGUGGAGACUAAAAGAUGCCAAGAAUGGAUGGGUGAUCAUCCCUCUGAAAGGACUUGACCAAUCGAGUGAUGAUUCGGGUGCUUCCGAGAGCUCGGAAGAAGGGAGUGAUGAUGAUUCAGGGAAUUCUGAUUGAAGACACUUUUUGAACACUGCAUUUACUACUUUGCUGCAGAGGUGUGUCACUGGGACUGAGGUGAUGUGAUACAUCAUGGUCUGUAAGAUCUUGGACUAAGCAUUGACCAUUGUCUCCGGAGAGCUUUUGUAAAAGAUAGCCAUUGUUUUAAGAUAAUUAAUUACGUGGCAGGUUUGCUUCGUCCCUUUUUCCAUGGUUUUGUAUUAUUUUACUUUGAAGGGCACACGUACCCACUUUCAAAAGGAUUUGACUGUAAUUAAUUUACAUUCUUGACUUGAACAAAGGACCUUUGUCUGGUUAUGUUCCUUUGUUGGUGCAUACUGAAAAGUUGAAUCUCAGGACUUGGCAAAAGAAUACACCUUGUAAUUCAAACCUAUUAUUCAUUGUCACUGGCAAGGUAUGUAGACUUGGCAAAACUACUUUGCUAUUUCAAAGGUAUUGAGAAUGUGUGCUUAGAGUUUGGCUGCAGAGCAUGUGUGGAAAUUUCCCUGAUAAGCCACUUCAUGAAUGCAUAUCCUGACCUGAUUUGAACCUAAAGCAUUGAUGACCUGUGGUCAUUUCUUUUUGUUUCCUUCAAAAUAAACCAGUUGUCUAGUUUUAUAUUUUUGUCUUUCACAAGAUCUAUUGGAGCACUGCACAUGUGCUGCCUGUCUUUGUAUUAUAGAGCAGAGCGUGGAAAUUGGCCUCUUGAACGUCUGACAUGUAUAUCCCCAGUAGACUUUGUUACCUGCCAACCUUAGAUCAUUAAAAUAUGAUUGUCAUCAUCAUUCAGUGUAAAUAACAUGUUUACCUAUUGAUGGAGUUAUGCUCUUAUUGUGUGAGUGGGAAGAUAGGUCAACUCUUAUUUAGCUCUAAAACGUUGCUGAGGUUGAUCCGUGUAUCCUAAAAAAUCGGGGAUCCGCGUGUUCUAUAUAAUUGACAACAUAAAAGUACUGUGGAUUAUUUUUAAUGUCUUUUCUCAUUUAAAGCGGGGAGGGGGUUGGCGUAUCGAAAAGUUUUGAAGAAACCAUUUACACGGUGAGAGUAUAACACUAUUGAUAUGCUAAGCCAAGGCCCUGAAAAUGAAAUGGCACUGAGAGUGCAUGUUAGUUGUACACUUCCAGACAAAACUUGUAACAUGUUUGUUCUGUAAUAUUUCUUUUGUGACAGGGCUUGGGAUUUAGCCAUUGUCUCACAAAUGUAUGAGCGUGUUUGGCAAAUGUUGAGAAUGGAAGAUAAUAAAUAUGAAAUAAUAUAAUGUG